ACGACAUUUUCUGCAACUCGCGGACGCGAAACAUUUUUCGGCUCAGAUUUGUCAAAAAUAUUCGGCGUAAUGUCGAAUUUAUUCUGAUUUUUCUUCUAAAAAAAAGCAUAAAUUGUGAAAAAGAGCAUUUUGCAAAAGCCGGAAAAUUCUUGAAUUUCCCAGAAAAGUUCGGGGAAGAGUUGCGGGUAGCUAUGGACGUGCCCCCGAUUGUGCGGAACCCAAGUGGGACGAGUAAGAAGAAAUCGUGGUCGGAGCUGAAGGGGGUGGUGGCGGAGCUCCGGCGGAACUUGAUGGCCCUCUCGAGUGUUAUUCCGGCAAAUAUAAACUUCCGCACCCUCUCGGAUGGUCGGAUACGUAUCUACUUCCUCAGCACACCACCAAAUGGAUGGGAGACAACCCUACUCUACGUGGACAUUGGGCAUACGGACGACAUCACGCCAAAAAGGCUACAGUGGAAUUUGCUGUUGGAGCCGACAAUUUCUAGUCUCACGAGCACAUCGACAUCGCGCGAGGUUCAGCUUCUGCUGGAAAGGAAGCGCCUCUCCACGUGGGGCAUCUCCUCGUAUGAGCUCCAUCAGGGCAGUGGGAAGGUUGUUUUCCCGGCCUCGAGUACGCUGUACCAGUGCCACGACACUGGCUUCCAUUCGGGCACUGUAUUCCCCACGGAGUUGCGAAUUUGCCAACUCUGGGCAGCAAUUGAUCCCCAGAUUUGCCCACAGAACUCCGAUCUCGUAGCGUACGUCUGUGGUGGAGACAUCUGGGUUACGCAUACUGUGAGCCUGCAUGGGGAACGUCUCACCUACGCGCACGAUGGUCGACGACCCUUCUCCGAUGAUCCCCUGAGUGCUGGGGUGCCGUCAUAUGUGAUGCAGGAGGAAUUCAAUCGCUACCAGGGCUUCUGGUGGCAACCAAACUCCGAAGAUGGUGUGUACCGGAUAGUUUUUGAGGAAGUUGACGAGAGUGAUGUCACCCUGUACACCUUCCCGACGUCUGAUUCCGUGAGUGGGGGCGAAUACGAGGAGUAUCGUUUCCCACGGGCUGGCUCCCCAAAUGCCAAGUCCAAGCUGAAGCUCGUGCAGUUCACACUGUCGGAGAAUCUUCAAAUUUCCGAUAUUUGCAUCAAAGACAUGCAAUGCCCGCUCACGUACGCCUUCCCCUGGAUGGAGUACAUUGUUCGCGUAGGAUGGACGCCGGAUUCAAAGUAUAUUUGGACACAGCUGAUGAAUCGCCUUCAGCAGCGACUGGAAGUGGUGCUAAUUCCCAUUGAUAACUUCUGUGAGCCCUACAGCAGUGGGCCAUCGUCGCCGGCGGGUGAGGAGGUUGACUGGAAGAGUCCACUUCCGGCAAUAAGUCCCAUGCAAGUGAUCUACAGAGAGACAUCGAGUACGUGGGUCAAUGUACACGAUCUCCUUCACUUUCUCGACGUCACACCGGCAACUGUGUCCUUCCUCUGGGCAUCCGAGGAGAGUGGUUUCCGGCACCUCUACUUGGUGACAUCCAGCCUCCUGGGAAAUAGUGUCAAUGGUGUCCGCGAUGACACAGCACAGACAUCUCCGAGUUCCGAUGAAGCCCACACGGGCUCGGCAAAUCUCCAUCCACGUAUUGUGAAUAAAGUUGCACUCACAGCUGGAGAAUGGGAGGUACUCGGAAGAAAUCUCUGGGUGGACACUGUGCGACAGAUUAUCUAUUUCCUGGGAUUGCGAGAGAGCCCCCUGGAGAAGCAUCUCUAUGCCGUUAGCUUGCGAUCUCCGGGAAAUUUGAUGUUGCUCACAAAACGUGGGUACUCCUAUUCGGUGGACUUCAAUCAGGACUGUACGAUCAUGGUGCAAACGUACUGCAAUAUCCAAGAACUUCCCACGUGCGAAGUGAAGCGCGUGACACAGACGUGCACCAAUGGGAGUGUCAAUGGCCUUGUUCUCACAUCACUCGGCUUCCUCCUUGAGGGUGGCACCCCCGAAAAUCCCCACUACUGCCCCUCAAUCUACAACCCUCGCCUCCAUAAUGGCGAAAUUCUCUAUGCCAUGGUAUUCAAGCCGCACAAUUUCCAACUAGGCGUAAAGUACCCAACAAUCCUCAAUGUGUACGGUGGACCCGAGGUUCAAACUGUCAACAACACCUUCAAGGGAAUGCGUCAACUCCGGAUGCACAUGCUCGCGGCUCAAGGCUACUGUGUUGUCUGCGUGGACUCACGUGGCUCUCGGCAUCGAGGAGUCAAGUUCGAGAGUUACUUACGCUGCAGAAUGGGAACGGUGGAGUUGGCUGAUCAAGUGGAAGUACUCAAGAUGCUUGCCGAUCAGCUGGGUUACAUUGAUAUGAAUCGCGUGGCUAUCCAUGGAUGGUCCUAUGGUGGCUACUUGAGCCUUAUGGGACUCAUUCAGUAUCCGGAUGUUUUCCGGGUGGCCAUUGCUGGUGCUCCAGUAACAAAUUGGGAAUACUAUGACACGGGCUACACAGAGAGGUACAUGAAUUUACCGCUAAACAAUCGACAAGGCUACACAGCUGGUUCUGUCUUGAGCUACAUCAACAAGUUUCCCGAAGAGGAAAAUCGUCUACUUAUUAUUCACGGCCUAAUAGAUGAGAAUGUUCACUUCUUUCACACAUCGCAACUCAUUAAUUGCCUCAUAAAGGCAAAUAAGCCGUACCAGUUGCAGGUUUAUCCCAAUGAACGUCACUCACUGCGCAAUUUGGAAGCCAGUAAACACUACGAGACCACUCUGCUCUCCUUUUUGCAGAAUAAUUUGUGAAUUUGCGCAAGAACUCGUUUUCUUUUUUGUCAUUGAGACUCCACUGCGAAGAGCGCCAUGCAAUUGUAUAGAAAAUAAAAUUGCAACUAAUAUUUAUGCUGGGAAGGUGGAGAAAAGGAAUCACAGAUCAUUGCUUUGCAAUGUUGUUAUGAAGAUUUCUUUUUUCAAAAAUUAUAAAAUAUUUCUUUUUUUUUUACAUAAAAAUUUAGUUUUUAUCACACUAUGCCAAGUCAUUUUAUCAUUUAUUCUCCAUUUUGAUUCUAAGAAAAUUAAAAAUAAAAUGAAAAUAUACUUAUGCGCUGUAAGAAGAUGAAAAAAUAAGUAAGAUAACAGCAAAUUAAAUGUAAGAGAAACGAUUUAAAAGUAAUACGUAUUUUAAUACAUGAAAGAUUUAGUAGAAUGAGAUAAUUGUUACUGUUUUAUUUUAAUAGUUUUUUUUUAUAAUCACGCUGGAAUGUUUGAUUUUUCCAUUCUUGUCAAUACUCCCAGAUUUUCUUUGAGAUGGACAUGAGAUUUUGUGAUUUAUCCGGAUUUCAGGGCAUGCAUUAUUAGAAGAGAGAAAAAUCAUUUUAAUAACAAUGUCCUGAAACUCCCGAGACCGUGAGGAAAAAAUAACGUAUAAUUUGCACUAUAUUUUAGACUCAAUGAAAAUUUUUGAUUUUUCAUCUGCUUUAGGAUUUUUUUUUUUUUGACUUUUUCUUAAUAACAAAAUUAUUAUAUACCUAUUGCUGGUUGUUUAUGAGACUUUUGUAAUUUAUUUGCAUGGAAAGUUUUUAGUAUUAAAACAAAAAUAUUCUUUUGAAAAUGUAUGGCGAGAAAAAAGGAGAAAAUUGAUAUAAAAAAAAUAAAAUUUCUUUUGAUUGAA
Lutzomyia longipalpis is the source of this 3609-nucleotide messenger RNA. Its product is annotated as dipeptidyl peptidase 8. Lineage: Eukaryota; Metazoa; Arthropoda; Insecta; Diptera; Psychodidae. The coding region runs from base 192 to 2744 and encodes 850 amino acids. The record is from RefSeq and is a predicted model, not a curated record. Gene Ontology annotation, biological process: proteolysis. Gene Ontology annotation, molecular function: dipeptidyl-peptidase activity; serine-type peptidase activity. The transcript is spliced from 6 exons.